AUGUACCAUGAACGAGAUGCCAGCUCUACAUGCAUCGCCUCCCCUGCAAUAAAACUGCCCUCUUCCGCAGCGUUCUGUCUGUUUUAUCGUUUUUGCGCAUUCUUUUCGCUCAUCUUAUACCUUGCGUUUCCUGUAACUAUGUAUCACAAUCAGAACCAAGGUGGUUGGCCAAGAGGCGGAGGACGAAGAUGGCGUGGUAAUGGUGGCGACAGAAAUAGGUUCAACAAUCGGCGGAGUCCAGAUAGAAGACAAAGCCCACCGAGGGAUUUUGGCAGAGACCAGUACCAUCAGUCUCAUAGAUCCUGGUCUCCAGAAUCGUCCAGACAGGAGCAGUGGUAUCCCUCUCCAAACCGUCGGUAUCAAGAAAGAUCCUCACCCGAGCAGUAUUACUUCCAAAAGCGGAGACCACGAACUCCGGAUCGGAGGUCACCUAGACCAGGCAGAUAUUUCCCUGUUUUCAGAAGGUCGUUUAGUCCGGUUCAGAGGCAUCAAAUGAACCGGCCAUUCCACUCAAACGAAAGCUUCAGAAGAUCCCCAAGUCUGGAAAGAAACUAUCGAGGAGGAUCACAAAACUUUUCAAAUGCAUCACAAACAUCGGAUCAGCAAUUCCACUCAAAUAGAUGUCCAGCUCAUGAGCCAAGACAAUUCGAGAACGAUUACCAUUAUCACUCAAGAUCCCCGAGUUUUGAUAGAAGAUCCACGCAGAAUCAACGACGAUCCUCGAGUCCAAGGAACUAUGAACGUCAAGGAUACUUUCAACGAUCUUCAAGUCCAGAAUCAGGGUCUCCCGGGGGAUACAGACCAAGAUCCCAGAGCCCGCCUGCACGCCAUCCAAACUUUGAGGACAGAUAUCCACAGCCACCAAGCGACAACUACACACCGAUGCGAUCUCUAAAAAGUCCUGAAAUUGAUCCAAUUGAUUUCGACCGCUUACGAAUCGAAUUGCUGAAGCCUGAACCAGUGUACGUAUAUCGUCGUCAACUAGAACCAAUCCCAAAUCAGCAGAAUAAUGUCAUCGACAACGAACCAUGGGUCCCCGACACCGCCCAAGCCAACGAUGUCCCGAGUUGCCUCUUCCACACGAACGGCUACAAGAACGCCAUCAAAUCCCGUCCUAUGCGAGAAAUUUGCAAUGAAAGCUACGUCAAUCGGAAGAUCAGACGCCCGUGUGUUUUCUGCAACAAGCAGCACUCUGUGGAUGAAUGUCAUGAAAUAACGAAUGUGGAGAAGCGAAGAGAGUUUCUGGAAGAUGCGGGAAUCUGCACCAGAUGUCUUGGAAGGCAUUCCAUUCGGAAUUGUUUCAAUCGAGCGCAUUAUGAAUGCGAUUAUUGUAGUGAUGAGGAUCCUGAUGUUGAGCCUCACCACUCGUGUUUAUGUCCACUGCCGGGGACGAAAACGGAGUUUGUCGAUAUGAGCUUGUUUAACUUUUAAAUUAUCACAAUUUUUUUUCAAAUUGUUCAAUGUUUGUUAUUUUUCUAUAUUUGUAUUGUUUUCUUUUUUCUGUUUCAAGUUCAAGGAAGAUAAAUAAAUGAUGAUACUGU
Molecule: messenger RNA, 1541 nt
Organism: Caenorhabditis elegans
Lineage: Eukaryota; Metazoa; Nematoda; Chromadorea; Rhabditida; Rhabditidae
Gene: pes-5
Product: Patterned Expression Site
Exons: 3
Coding region: 1-1431 (476 amino acids)
Source: RefSeq, marked reviewed